AUGGAAGAUGCUGCAACUGGUGAUGACCACAAUUUCUUUUUGAGUUUGAUAAUUCUUUCACUUGUUUAUAAUGAAAAUGUUCUCUUUAAUGUUUUAAGAAAGGAGGGGUUUGGUACUUUGAAACAGGGAACAAAUGGAAAUUAUGCAUGCCUCGUCUUUCCAGCUAUAGCUGUUUCGAGAGAUCACAAGCCUGAUCAAACUGAUGAGCGCCAAAGAAUUGAGGAUGCUGGGGGUUUUGUGACGUGGGCAGGAACAUGGCGUGUUGGUGGUGUUCUUGCUGUUUCCCGUGAAUUUGGCGAUAUAUUAUUAAAGCAGUAUGUUGUUGCUGAUCCAGAAAUUCAGGAGGAGAUCAUUGAUGGCUCGCAGGAAUUUCUCAUUCUUGCAAGUGAUGGCCUGUGGGACAUUGUUACAAAUGAGGUAUAUGCUUCAUCUCAGAUCAUUUUCGCAGAUUGGCAUUUUGUUCGUUGUUAUGGAGCACAUUGCCUUCUGUAG
Molecule: messenger RNA, 492 nt
Organism: Asparagus officinalis (garden asparagus)
Lineage: Eukaryota; Viridiplantae; Streptophyta; Magnoliopsida; Asparagales; Asparagaceae
Product: probable protein phosphatase 2C 45
Exons: 6
Coding region: 1-492 (163 amino acids)
Biological process (GO): protein dephosphorylation
Cellular component (GO): nucleus; cytosol
Molecular function (GO): protein serine/threonine phosphatase activity
Source: RefSeq, a predicted model, not a curated record